Messenger RNA from Sardina pilchardus (European sardine), 8428 nucleotides. RefSeq names its product protein tyrosine phosphatase receptor type Q (gene ptprq). Gene Ontology annotation, biological process: peptidyl-tyrosine dephosphorylation involved in inactivation of protein kinase activity. The record is from RefSeq and is a predicted model, not a curated record. The coding region runs from base 1 to 7779 and encodes 2592 amino acids. Gene Ontology annotation, molecular function: protein tyrosine phosphatase activity; protein binding. NCBI's taxonomy places the organism in Eukaryota, Metazoa, Chordata, Actinopteri, Clupeiformes, Clupeidae. Gene Ontology annotation, cellular component: signaling receptor complex. The transcript has 48 exons.
AUGACGCUUCAGGCUCUUAUAGACACACAGCGUCUCCAGACCAAAGUUUUUAAAAUCAGUCUGGUAAAGAGCUCCAUGCUUAGAGCAGCAGUGUCGUCGUCCAGUGCUGUUCUCACCUGGAUAUCACUGGGACCAGAGCACAUAUACUCCGUCCUCACCUCUGGGCUGCAGUUGGUGGAUGUGUGGGAGACGGCUGCUCACCUCAGCUGGGAUGCUGACGCGGCGAAAAUGACCAAUGGCAUGCAGCUCUCCCUGCACUACCAAGAGCCUGACUCAGCAGAAUCCACAGCAAGCCGCUGGCUUCCAUACUCCCCCAUACACACCCCGCUCCAGGCACAGGGCAGGGUCACGGUGCUCGGCCUGUCUCCUGGACACGCCUACCGCUUCGCUCUGAGGGCCACACACACCACAGGGGCCUGGCAGACACUUGGCCCUCUUCUCACUCAGAGCCUCAACAGGGAACUCUGGGUAAACAGCUCCCUGUGUGCCUCACUGAGCAUGCUCACAGCAGGGGAGACCUACGAAGUGGGCGUGGCUACAGUGAGGGGCGGGAACAAGAGUGAGGAGAAGAGAAUCCGACAGACCUUACAGCCGGAGGGAGUCCUGUUCGCCAUGCCGUUCUCGGCACACACACACUCCGUGGUGCUGUACGUCCAGCUUCCCCUGACCAGUGUUUACGACGGCGUCUGUGUGAGCCACGGCCACAACAGCUCCUGGAUGCCCGUCAGCAGGGGCGAUGAUAAGGUUACCGUGGGCGACCUGAGUCCAGGCUCAGAGUACGACCUCACUGUGUUUGUGACCAGUGAAGAGAUGACCAGUGAUGGGCAUGUGUAUGAGGGCAGUGUGACUGACUCGUCAAUAGAGAUCCUCUGGGAUCCUGCAGAUGGACACACACAAAGAUAUGAGGCCAUGUGCUUGGACUGCACCGACACCGUUGUGGUGCAGAAGGUUCUGGAGGAAAGAGCAGUGUUUGGAGGCUUCAUCCCUGGCCGAGUGUUUAACUUCUCUGUGCGCUCUGAGAAGGAGGCCUACAGAGACAGUCCAGCAGUCUACAUCUCAAUACGGUAUGCACUGAGAUCUGACCCAAAGACCUCUCGUGAUGCACGUAUCCAUGGGAACAGCAUCAGUUUGAGGGACCUGUUGCGAGGAAGUGAUUAUGACCUCAGCAUCAGGACCAUCCUUGGAGAAGACAUGAGUGACACGUUCUCAACACGCUUCAGUACACGCCAGUUUGACUUCCUCAGAGUGGCCAUAAGCAACCGCUCGGCCUUCUGGGAGCUGCGAGUUGGACGUGGAGGUCAAGAGGUCACCGUAGGAGGUCUGAGGGAGGGCUGCCCCUACAACGCCACUGUGGAGCGGGCAGACGUUGGUGGUCUGACUCCAGGGACCUCUUACUCAGUGACUCUGAAUGCAGUGUCCCCCUCCGCCAACAGUGCGCCAGUCAGCCGCAUUGUCACCACCAACGCCUCUGCUCCAGCUGCUCCAUCUGAUCUUGAGGGGGAAAGGGUGGGGUCUAAUGGAAUCCUCCUAUCAUGGAAAACCCCACACGAUGACUCCAUCCAAUCAUUUGUCCUCCAGUACAAGGAGGUGUGUCCUCAUCCUGAUGCCGCCUUCACGGAGCUCACCAGGAGUUUGGACAUUCCAGAAUACCUGCUGAACACACUCAGUCCUGGAGCUACCUAUAAUAUCAAGGUGGGCUCUGAGAAUCGUGAUGGGAUCAGAUCCUUCAGCAAAUCCCUCUUCAUCAAGACCUCUGAGGCUUCCCCUGGUCUGGUGACAAACCUGACUGCGGUGCCAAACAACCACUCCUUUGUGAAGGUGACUUGGUUCCUGCCCAAGCGCAUCAAUGGUCUGAUCACCAAGUUCGCAGUGAAGGCCAAACACGCCCGCACCGGACAGACCGUGGAGACACUAGAGGUCAACGCAGAGGACAUUAUGACUGGUGCCCUGCCUCACUGCAAUGACGCUGCUGACAUCUUGUCUCGUGGGACGCCCAGUCCAGACGAGUCUCUGUCGACCUCGGCGUCGGUUCCCCCGGUAACGCUCUCAGCCAUCCCGCCUGCCUCCAGCUGGAGUGUGCCCAUCAGUGUGGGCAUGGCCAGGCUCCGCCCAUACACCGCCUACGUGUUCGAAGUCUCCGCCUUCACUAGUGAUGGGGAGGGCCAGAUCGCCAGCACUAUGGCCCGCACGCCUGAGUCAGCUCCAGAGGACCCCCCUGAGAAUCUGAUGGUGGGGAACGUCACGUCUCAGUCCAUCUCUCUGUCCUGGGAAGCUCCCGCCAUCAUCACAGGACGCUUCAGCUACGUCUUGGAGCUCUACGGACCCACAGGUUUCAUCUUUGAUAACAGCACCGUUGAUCUGAAGUUUGUUUACUCUGGCCUGACUCCGUACACACUCUACCGCAUCAGCGUGAGAGCCAAGUCUGCUGGAGCAGUGGGGCCAGAUGCAACGGAAUUCGUACUCACUGCAGCUGAGGCUCCCAGUGCUGUGUCCCAGCUGAGUGCUGAGGCUGAGGACUCUACAUCUGUGCGUUUGUCCUGGAGAAUGCCUGCUCAACCAAACGGACCAAUCAUACGCUACCGCAUACGUGUGCUCUACAAUGACCUCACAGUACAGGACAUCACACUGCAUGGUCUACAGGAAAGCAACGGGACUGAUGAUGCCGAGGGUAUGUCAUCACGGCGUCGCUAUGGGCGAUCAGCUGACUUCACCACAGCAACCCCUGUGUCUGCGUUCACGCUUUCCGCCGUCCCCACGCACCUCCACACCGCUGCCUUGGGUCUGACCAGUACCUCCAGUGAGCAGUUCUCAGAUGCUCCACCAGAGGUCACUGCCACUGACCCCAACACUCAGACCGACACUAACCCCACCUUCACGUCUGACCUGUCACUCUCCUCCGUUGCCCCGCCUUCUCCCCUCCCCUGGCUCACCGUAACCCCUGACACCACCGCUGACAGCUCGGAGCAGAAUGACACUGACCCCAUAACCAUGACAGCGCCCUCCGACCUCUCACCCUUAACCUCAGGCACUGAUGAGCAGCACACCAACACAGGCGCUACUGCUUCAGGCCACACCCUCCAGACCCGGGCUGCCACACGAGCCGCAGUCACUGGGGGAAUCGAAGUACUGCCAGCCAGUGAGGAGGUGAUAGACCUUUCUGAUGAGAUGCUGUACCUGGUUGGGAGCCUGAGGCCGUUCACAGAGUAUUCCUUCAGUGUGUCUGCAUAUACAACGGUGGGAGAGGGGCCUGAGACACACGUCUCAGAGACCACCAGAGAACAGGUGCCCAGUUCGGUGCAGGCUGUGACCUAUGAGAACGUCACCUCCACCUCCAUCAUGGUGACGUGGGAACCGCCGCUCCAACCCAACGGCCAGAUCACACACUACACCGUCUACAGCCUCGACCUCAACACACAGCAGACGCGCACACACUCCACCAGCAACACCAGCAUCCUCAUCACAGGCCUGGAGAAGUACAGUGGCUAUAAGCUACGAGUGGCAGCCUCUACUAUGGUGGGAGAGAGUCCUCUGUCUGAAGAGGAUGACAUCUAUGUGAUAACACUUGAGGAUGAGCCUGACUCACCUCCCCGUGACCUGACGUUGGUGGAGACAACUGCAUCCACAGCAACUGUCUCCUGGCAACUGCCGGAGAAGCCCAAUGGCAUCAUCCGAGUGUAUGAGGUCUCCUAUGGCAUCGUAUCCUACACACACACAUUCAACACCACGUCCCUGAGCGUCACUUUGCAUCAUCUGAGGCCUUACACAUACUACAACAUCACAGUGCGCGCAUACACACUCCAUGGACACGGCGACCAGGUGUCCAAUACUCUGCAGAUCCUGUCAGGCGAGGAUGUGCCUGGUAGCCCAGCGUACGGGCUGUCCUACGAGAGCCUGAGCCCCAGUGAGGUGAACGUGUCCUGGGCUCCUCCUCUGCAGCCCAACGGCCUCGUCCUGCUCUACCACGUGGAGCUGUGGAACGCCACGCACGCGCUCAACCUCAGCACGCCGGCGCCGCACCUGCUCCUGACCAACCUCCGCAAGUACGCGCGCUACCGCCUCAGCGUGAUGGCCGCCACGCGCGUGGGCACGGGCAACUACAGCAGCGAGAUCCUCAACAUCACCACCCUGGAGGACGUCCCCAGCUCUCCCCCCCAGUUCCUGCUGGCAAGGAAGGUGUCCGACUACGAGGUGCUGCUCACCUGGACUGCCCCGAUGGAGGCCAACUCAGAGGUCCUCUACUACGUUUUCGCGUCCCUUGUGUCGGCGUCGUGGUGGUUGGUGUCGGGUGUGUCUGUGGGCGUGAGCUACAGCGUGUGGCUCACCUCCAGCACGGCAGCAGGGGACGGGGGUGUGGCCAGCCCGCCAAUCAACGUCACCACGCUGGAGGAUGUGCCGAGUGGUCCAAUCCACAACCUGUCGGCUCAGAUCUUCAGUUCGACGACCAUCAUCGUGAGCUGGGACCCACCCGUGGAGCCCAACGGGCGGGUCUUCUACCAGCUGACCCUGCAGGAGGCCGGCACCACCCACCCGUCAGUCAACCGCACCACCAACCGCACCAUCAGCAAGACCACCACCGACACCGUCUACCUGUUCACCAAGCUGCGCAAGUACUUCCCUUACGUCUUCAGGGUUACCCCGGCAACCAGAGCUGGAGCCGCCCUCAACUAUACCAGCAUGUUACAUGUCAGGACAGAUGAAGAUGCUGCCAGUAGGAAUCUGUCCUCCUCCUCCAUCUUGGUGCGUUGGUCGGCCCCAGCUGAUCCCAACGGCGAGAUCAUCGAGUACGUGGUGGUCUUACAGGGCCUGGGGCUCUACAACACCACCUACACCCCCAACACACACCUGACUCUCACACACCUCACGCCGUACACACCCUACAACCUGUCCGUCGCCGAUCAACCGCAGGGGCAUGGGCCCCCCUCCCUCAUGCUGGACCUACACACAGACGAAGCAGGUCCGAUGUCCCCUCCUCGCUCUCUUGAGAUAUUUAACCACACGUCUGACUCUGUGUGGCUGCACUGGGAACCCAGUCUGGAGCCUAACGGUCAGGUGCAGCACUAUGGGUUCAGGAUACUCGACCUCAGUACAGACACGCUCACCUUCCAGAAUUCCACAGGUCCAUCUACGCAGGCUGAGUUGUCGGGGUUUAGGCCCCACAGGAUGUACGAGAUCACUGUGUGUACAUACACCAGGGCAGGCAAUGGAGACCAGUACAGCCUACCUGUGAUAUUCACUACAAAUGAGUCAGCCCCUGGUCCUCCAGGCGCCCUGCGUGUGGUGGACGUGCAGCCCAGCUCAGUGACCCUCUGGUGGGCCGCUCCGCCUGUACUGUCUGGCCGUCUGCAAGGCUACCAGCUGGAGGUGCAGCUACUGCUCCAGGGCUGUGUGGAGGGCCAGGGGGACCAGCCCCAGGACCAGCCCCAGCCAGGGGCCUCGUGCCUGGACACUGAGGUGCUGGUGUGGACCAACGGCACUGGGGGCAACGAGACGCUAACGCUGCACUCGCUGCAGAAGUACAGGCCGUACCGCUUCAGGGUUGCGGCGUAUACCAGCGCAGGGAAGGGAGAGCCCACGGAGUGGGUGCACACACACACCGAGGCUGGAGACCCUGAGGCCCCUCCACGCUCUGUUGCUGUGGUUCCUUCCUCUUCAGCUCUGAGGAUCCAAUGGGAGCCUCCGGCUGUCAUCACAGGCCCCACCUCCUACCUCAUCCAUGUCAGCUCUAUGGAUGGCACAGAGUUAAACCGGACUGUGGUGAGACGGCCAGAGGAGGUUCGGACAGUUGUCGUUGGCAACCUGACUGCGUUCACCCUGUACUCGGUCACUGUUCUGGCGUUCACCGGAGAUGAGACUGAGGCAGGAGAGAAUGGACAAGCCUCCGAACCAGUGCUGAUCAGAACUCUAGAGGAGGAACCCAAAGACCCUCCUAAGAACCUCACUCUGAUGGUUCUUCCUGAGGAGGUGACGCGUGUGAUGGUGACGUUCUCUCCGCCGGAAGAACCCAAUGGCAACAUCAGUGCGUACCGGGUCAGUGUGUUCCGGAACGGCCAGCUGGAGUUCCACAUCGACCAUCUGAAUGUGAUCAUGCACCCCAACCACUCAAUGAGCGCUGUCAUAGACGGACUCAAGGGAGGACACAACUACAGCAUACGGGUUUCUCCACCCAAGCCUACCCGUAGACCCCAGCCAGCCCUGGACAGGGGAGGUGUGGUCAUGUCAACUGCCAGAAGGAUCUUUAUCCAGAUGCCUGCGUGUUUCUUCAGUGAUGACCAUGGCCCCAUACGCAAAGUACAGGUCAUUGUGUCUGAACCGGCAGUGAUGGACUCUAAGAACCUGAGCAGCUGGAGAACAGUGUUCCUGCACCAGCCUGCUCCGUACGUGACGGACGACGGCUUUCCCAACCCCGCCUGCACAGAGGAGGAGGAGCGCCUGGCCCCCAACCCCAACGCUCACACACUCACACACACCUACAUCAUCGGAGACGACGAUGGGUUUAAAUUCCGUGCCACCAACAUCCAAGGCCAGUACACAGACUCGGAGUACUCAGAGCGAGUACGCACUGCAGAUGAUAACGUGUUGACUCGCGAUGAGCAGAUUAUCAUGGGUGUGCUGCUGUCCUUCUUCCUGGCCUUGUUCCUCAUCCUCCUCAUCUACGCCUCAGUGCGCAUCCACCAAAGGAAGUUGGAGGGCGGGACUUACUCCCCUCGAGAGGCAGAGAUUGUCGACACCAAGUUCAAGCUGGACCAGCUCAUCGCUGUGGCUGACCUGGAACUCAAGGAGGAAAAGAUAAACCGGCUUCUCAGUUAUAGAAAGUCUCUCAAGCCGGUCACCAAGAAGGGCUUCCUUCAGCACGUGGAGGAGUUGUGUGCCAAUGACAACGCCAAGUUCCAGGAAGAGUUCUCAGAGCUCCCCAAGCUGUUGCCAGACUUGGCAACAUCAGAUGCUGAUCUGCCCUGGAAUCGUUCCAAGAACCGCUUCACCAAUAUCAAGCCCUACAACAACAACAGAGUGAAGCUGCUCUCUGAACCUGGCAUGCCUGGAUCUGACUACAUCAACGCCAGCUUUAUAUCGGGGUACCUAUGUCCCAAUGAGUUCAUAGCGACUCAGGGUCCUCUGCCGGGCACUGUGGCAGACUUCUGGAGAAUGAUCUGGGAGACGAGGACUAAGACCAUCGCCAUGCUCACACAGUGCUUUGAGAAGGGACGGAUUCGUUGUCAUCAGUACUGGCCGGAGGAUAAUAAGCCAGUGACCGUGUUUGGGGACAUUGUCAUCACCAAACUCACAGAAGACGUGUACCCGGACUGGACCGUCAGAGCACUGAGAGUGGAGAGGCACGGAGACUACAUGGUGGUGCAUCACUUUAACUACACCUCCUGGCCUGAGCAUGGCGUACCAGAGUCCAGCACCACGCUCAUCCAGUUCGUCAAGUCCAUCCGCUCCAACCGCGGCCAUGACAACACCACCAUCGUUGUGCACUGCAGUGCUGGCGUGGGAAGAACCGGUGUGUUCAUAGCUCUCGAUCACCUGAUCCAGCAUGCGCGGGACCAUGACUUUGUGGAUAUCUACGGCCUGGUGGCAGAGCUACGCAGUGAGAGGAUGUGCAUGGUGCAGAACCUGGCCCAAUACAUGUUUCUCCACCAGAGCACUUUGGAUCUGCUGUCCAGCAAAAGCAACAGUCAGUCCAUCUGGUUUGUCAACUAUUCAGCUCUGGAAAAGAUGGACUCGCUGGAUGCUAUGGAAGGUGAUGUUGAGUUGGAGUGGGAGGAGACGACUAUGUGAUUGGCCGAUUGGUGAAGAACUGCAAGGGCUAUCUUAACUAAAACAUGCCAGACGCCAAGUACAGUAAGUCUAAGGGGCAUUCACCAACCAAAGGCAAAAGAGGCAAAGCAUGGUCAGAAUUAGGCUGGACACCUGAAUCUACUGAGUAGACUGGAUGUAUGAAUCAACAUGAGGACUUUCGGACACUGGGGCCAAAUACAAUGGAGACCACAGCGCCGAAACACACACACACUCACACAUGUACUCAUUUAGGUUCACACAAAGAUACGGUCAUACAAACACACCCACACAUUGUCUUAUCCAUGCAUGUAUGCUAACACAGACACACACAGGUGACUGUUGGCAUAAACAGGUACAUGACUGUGGGUGACAAAUUAUGUGUGCACAGCCACAAAUAGAUACUUCCUUUGUGGGGCCAGACCUUUAAAACCAGUGGUGUCACACACACACAUACACACACACACACACACACACACACACACAUACAGAUCCUUACAAUUUCAUGUCACCAUUUCUAAGAUGAGAACAUGUAAAGAUAUCUGAGGAUCUGGCUUUAUGAAUAUCUGGACUCUCUCUCUGUCUCUGAUGUCUACUUGUUUAAUGUUUUUGUUUUUGUAAAAUAACUUAUUAAGCCAAAUGACUGCUAUAU